CAGAUAUGGAUAAGAGAUUAUCACAUAACCUGUGCAAAUAAAUACUGAUAAAGACAUAAAUUAUUAGUUCGAAAAAUUGUUUAUAUUUCAAAUGUUUAUAUUUUAGUAACAGUAAUCACUGUUGUGGUUUUUAUUUCAAGUUGGGUUUUCUUGCGUUUCUACGUGUCUACGUUUUACCAAAAAAUUGACCCGACAUACCCUUUGUGCAGACAUGGAGAACGCAAAUGUACCUACUGAUAAUAUGGAAUUUGAUGCCUCUCAACUGGCCAGUGUAAGUUUUAUAACAAACUUAAUUGUUAUGAAUUCAUGUAUUUAUAUUUAUUUAUUUUAAAUAAGUAAUUAGAUAAUUAGAUACCCGUUAGUUAAAUUUUAAACCCGACCGUCUCAUUGCUUUCUUGUAAAUUUGAACAUACCUAUACCAAUAAUAUUAUGUUUUUACACUGCAUAUGCACAUUAGACGCCAUUAAUUUAAUCAGCUCAAUUAAUUUCAUUAUUGAUUAAUUUAAGCAAAUGCAUGGGUAGACAGUUUUUAGAUUCUGAGUGGAGCGAAGAAUUUAUGGUUUUACAGAGAUGUUUAUUUUUUUUUUUUCUGUAGACAACAUUUUUAUCAGAAGACUUGCUCCGAUUUUUACUUGUAGCAACUUUUCUGAAAGGAAUUCGGUGUGGGGAAGUACCUUUGAGAGGUCAUCAAGAGUUUUUUCAUCAAAUGCGAAUAUGUACGAAAUACAUUACCAAAAUAUUACGGUUUUUUUAUUCUGUGGAUAACUUUUUUAUCAGCAAUUUUAGUCCCAACUUAUAAUGAUACGCGUACAACUACCUAUGUGACUGUGUGUACAUAAUAUUUACUUUUAUAUUAUAUUUUAUACGAUUUGAUAACGACCGUGAUGGUAUUAUAUGAAAAUCAUUGUAUUUUGUACCAGAUACAGAUUGCAAUGCCAUGUUGUGCAAAACUAUUAGAUGUUGUACUAUACUGCAACAGUUUUUUUUGAAAAUAAUAUAAUAAUGUACCUACCUAUUAGGUAGGUAUAUAUUUUUAACUACAAGUAUGAUAUGCAAUUAAAAAAAGUUGUCCAAAAGAUAAUGGGGACAGGUGUAGCCAUUUUUGUAGGUAGGAAGUUUGAAAGAUAUAGGAUAUAUUUGGAAAUUUUAUGUAUCAUUUACGCAACGAUAAACCAUUGCUAACGUAAAAACGAUUCUGAGCAGAGUUCGGUCGAUAGUGUUGCUUUGUCAACAAUAUAUUUAUAUAUAUAUAUUAUGUCAUAUUAUGGUCAAAUAAUUAAAUAUGCAUUAAACAUUUUCUUUAAUAGCAUUUGUUUAGUGUUGUACCGAUUUUCCUGUUUUAGAUUCUGGAUGGAGCGAAGAAGCUUAUAGUUAGAUGUGUUUAUUAUUAUUAUUUUUUUUUUAUGUACGCAACUUUUCUACUAGAAGACUGCUCGGAUUCAUUUUUUGAGUUUUACAAGAGUUAUUUUCAUCAAAUGCGGAAAACCGAAAAAAAAAAAAAACGGGAAAAUUUACGAAAUAUAAUAAAUUUAAUUUACGAUUUUUUUUCCUGCGGACAACUUUUCUACUAGCAAUUUUACUUCAACUUUUAGUGAUAGCAAUAUUUCUGAAAGGAAAUUUCACUGGAGAGGUACUUUAAAGAGGUCGUUUUUUGAUUUUCUCUGGAGUUUUCUCAUCAAAUGUGAAAAAUUGGGAAAUUCAUAGGAAAACUGAGAAAUUGGUACAACAUUAAACAAAUAUUAUUAAAGAAAAUAUAUAGAUCCUAUUUAAUUAUUUUACUAUAAUAUGGUAUAUAUAUAUUGUUGACAAAGCAUUACUAUCAACUGAAUUCCGCUCAGAAUCGUUUUUUCAUAGGCAAUGGUUUAUCGUUGCUUACAGGUAUACAGGUAUUAAAUUACCCAUAACUGUGGCUACACCCGUCCCCAUUAUUCUAGGGCGUCUUUUUAAAAAUGAAUGAUAAUAAGUAAUGGAUGGCUGUAUAAAUACAGCCUGUGAAAUCCUUGAAAACAAUUGAAAAAAUAAAUUAAAUAAUGGUCGUACUUCAACCAAGUAUCUAUCUUAAUUAUUUCUAUACCUUACUUAAUCUUAUAUAAAAUAUAGAUUUUUUUUUUAAUACAAUUUAUACAACCUAAUAUUAACUUACCUUAUCAAAAAUAGUAACAAUAUUAAAUAGAUUACUAAUAUUCAGUUUAUUUUAAACUAAUUGUAUUUAAUAUUUGUUUUUACUGUUUAAACAUAAUAUACUUAUCCUAUUAUUGCAUAUUCAAUUAUUAUAAUCAUUUUUAGGUAAAGGAAAUAUUCAAGUCUUACAAUAAAUUAACAGAACUUUGUUUUAUGGAUUGCGCCACUGAUUUUACAAUAAAAGAUCUUAAAAGUGAUGAAGUAUGUAAUUUUUUUAAUAAUGAAGGUACAUAUAUAUAUACAAUAUACAUUAAUUUAAUCUCAGGAGGAGGGACAUAUAAACACGUAAUGGCAGGUUUAGCAAACCAGGAGUCCCGAGCUCCAGCUACUGGCGGAAACCCAGGUGUUUACAAUAGGUAUAUGUAUUGUUUCUGUAGUAUGGAGGAAUUCAUCUUAUAGUUGACAAUAUCAUUCGUGUGGGAUGAGAUUGAAAUACUUCUAUAGUACUUCUAUCUAUCAUAAGAAAUAUGAAGAAUGGCACAUAAAUUAAAAUGACUUAGGAUAAGUAGAAUUACAGAGUAUAUAGAGUAGGCAUGCUUAUGGAGAAACAGGAUAAGACAGCUAACAAAAAUAAGUGUUGAUGUAGCCUAGUGAGGAUGAGUGUUUUAUGCACCUAAAGUCUUUUAUACUAAAGAACGGUGACUUUGAUGAAUAUGUAAACAAUAUGAUAAAGUGUUAUUAGAUGAAGUCUAUACUUAAGGUAAGUGUCAGGUGUUGUAUAUGACAAGAAAAUUUUAAUGAGACUUGAAGAUAAAUUCUACAAAAGUGUAAUGAGACUGAAUAUGUUGUAUUGUUUGGAGUUUUGGGUAGUAGACAGACAAAUAGAACAAUAUAAUUAAAAUAAUUAGGUGGAUGAGUGGAGUGACAAGAAAAGUUAUUGAGUACAUAAGAGGUGUGACUGAUAGUAAAAAAAACUAUUCCUGUUCCUCAAAAACAGUAAUAAUUUUAAUGCAAAUUAAAGAAGGAGGAAAGAGGGGAAUAUGAAGACUGAAUAAGAGGUGGUUGGAUGCCAUCGAGCAGUGAGAUAAUAGCGGGUUGGCAAGAAGGAGCACUUGCCUCUUGACUUUUUGUGGUGGGCAAAGGUAUUAUUUCGACAUUACAAAUCUUUGAAUCUUAUACUACCUUUCCAACUACCCAACUACAACAGUGGCCACACCCGUCCCCAUUAACAGCUUCUUUUUUAUUUAUCUAUUAUUAUAGUAGUUUUUUCUUAUGUAUGUGUUGAUGAUAAUAAUUUUAUGUUUUAGGAAAGGUGUGCUCAAAAUUGCACCAAUAAAUUUCUUAAAGCUUCUGAAAGAAUGACACAGAGGUUCCAAGAGUAUCAAAUGAUUAUGAAUGAGCAUGUAAUUGCCGCUCAGCAGAAUACCUAACUACGAAUCAUCCUCUGAAACUUAGUAGAUAAAAAAUUUCUGUAAACAAUUCAAACCAUUAGAAAAUUAUACUUAAAUUAAUCAAAGUUUUAAUAUUGUAAAAUUUAAUUACAAUUUUCAAUAAUCUGUUGACCAAUAUAUUGUGUUCUCCAUUUUCCAAAAUAUUUGUAAAUAAUUGUACUUUUGUUGUAUACAUAUAUGUAUUUACAUAUAUAUUAUAUUGUAGUAUUAGAUGUUAUUAUUUAUAUAAAAGAACUUAAUGUAUUAAUAAGUAUAAAACACAGACUUUAGAAUUAAACAAUGUGGUUGAGUUUGUUAUCAUGUAAACAGUUCAAAAUGAAAUAGGCAUGUCAUAUUAUAUUAUAUGGUUAUAGUAGAUUAAAAUUAGGUUUAUUGAUUAGAUUGGUUUAAAAUGUUGUGUAAGCCACGAUAUAUGAUGAUUAUGAUGUAAACCCAGAUCACAGAUAUAAAAUACUAUUAUUUAAUAUUCAUAUUUUAUAUCUGUGGCCCAGAUUGCGUAUUUUGAUUGCUUUCAGCUAUCAGUUAUUAAACAAGACUAAUUUGCAUAUUGAUACAUUAAAAUAAUUUAUGAAAUCAGAUUUGACUAUCUAGUUAAUAUUAUGUACCUAUAAAACAAAUAUAUAUAGAUCAUAUUUAC
Molecule: messenger RNA, 4209 nt
Organism: Cinara cedri
Lineage: Eukaryota; Metazoa; Arthropoda; Insecta; Hemiptera; Aphididae
Source: the annotation of a GenBank genome assembly